This is a messenger RNA of Hirundo rustica (Barn swallow), 958 nucleotides long. RefSeq lists its product as uncharacterized. Lineage: Eukaryota; Metazoa; Chordata; Aves; Passeriformes; Hirundinidae. The transcript has 4 exons. The record is from RefSeq and is a predicted model, not a curated record. Bases 41 to 958 code for a protein of 305 amino acids.
CGGCGGGCGCCGGGAUGGCAGUGCCAGCCUCGCCCGCGCGAUGGCAGCACGUCCGAGCGACGUCUGUCUGUCCGAGCGGUGUCUGUCUGUCCGAGCGGUGUCUGUCCGAGCGGUGUCUGUCUGUCCGAGCGGUGUCUGUCUGUCCGAGCGGUGUCUGUCCGAGCGACGUCUGUCCGAGCGGUGUCUGUCCGAGCGAUGCCGGCUGGAGCCCGGGCCGCACCGGGGCACGGCGGGCUGCCAGGCUGGGCCUGUGGUGAGAGGGGACGUGCGGAGCGGCGGGAGCGCCAAGGCCCUGCCUCAAGGCCGAGCUGUUUUACUCUGCCCAGCUGCAAAGUUUGGUCUCUGGCCGCCCGGCCCUGGGACGGCUGCCUUCUGGGGCCUUUGCGAGAACCGCUCCGGCUGUGCCCAGGCGUCCACCGAGGGCCGUGCACAGUUUCCUUCGGCAGUUCCCAUCCAAGGCGUCCGCUGCCCGAGGAAAGGGCGGAGGGACGGGGUCAGCUAUUCCGAAACUGGCCCAUUCUCAAACAGAAUUUGUCAGUCUCUUUCCAAGAUGGGGACUGGGAAAGGAAAGCGGGAGAGCAGAGCGUUGCAGAGCGGGCAUACUUCCACACCUGCAAGUAGCUCCACUUAUGAAGUACCUGAAGAGCAUCUGUCCCUGAUCACUUCGCCAUUAGCACCCAUUACAGCCACUACCAAAGAUGGGUUAGAACAUGAGACAAACACCUUAGAAGAAUUCUUCCAGAUACAGAUUCAGGCUCCUAACUUUGCACAUCUCCAAACAGUGGUCUGCAUUCCAGAUGAUAUCCAGGAUGAGCUGUUGGAGCACCUUUCAAGAAUUGGAGGUGAGGCUGACUGGCCAGUUGUUUUCUGGAUCUUCAAUGUUGCCCUUUUUGAAGAGUGGAAUGACUCUGGCUUUCCUCCACGCACACCUCUCCUGUUCUUCAUGGCAUUUCAGUGA